UCACUCUUUGUGGGGUAACAAAAACUACAAACCCAACUUUCUUUCGUUUGUGUUACUAUCAUAGCAUGUCCUUCUUCUUCUUUGAAAAAAACCAUAGCCAUAAUCAUUCAAAAAAAUCUAAGUAAAAAAACAAAAAAAAAAACCUCUUCAAACAUGGAAAGUACCGAUUCAUCGACUGGUUCGCAACAACCGAAUCUCCCGCCUGGAUUCCGAUUUCACCCUACAGAUGAAGAGCUUGUUGUUCAUUACCUCAAGAAAAAAGCAGCUUCAGCUCCUUUACCAGUAGCCAUCAUAGCUGAAGUUGAUCUCUACAAAUUUGAUCCAUGGGAGCUACCAGCUAAGGCAACGUUUGGAGAGCAAGAGUGGUAUUUCUUUAGUCCAAGGGACAGGAAGUAUCCGAAUGGAGCUAGGCCAAACAGGGCUGCAACUUCUGGUUAUUGGAAGGCAACUGGUACCGAUAAGCCUGUUUUAACUUCUGGUGGGACACAAAAAGUUGGUGUGAAGAAAGCUUUGGUUUUCUAUGGUGGGAAACCACCAAGAGGUAUCAAAACCAAUUGGAUCAUGCAUGAGUAUAGGCUUGCUGAUAAUAAGCCUAAUAAUAGGCCUCCUGGUUGUGACUUGGGUAACAAGAAAAACUCUCUCAGGCUUGAUGAUUGGGUUUUGUGCCGGAUCUACAAGAAAAGCAACACACAUAGGUCACCGGUGGAACAUGAUAGGGAAGAUUCAAUGGAUGAUAUGAUUGGAGGAGUACCACCAUCAAUCAACGUGGGCCAAAUGAGUGUUGCAUCAAGGUUUCAUAAUUUUUCAAGGUUGUCAUCAAAUAACUACAACAAUGCAUUGUUGGAAAAUGACCAAAAUUUAUUAGAAGGAAUGAUGAUGAAUAACAACAAUACUUUAGGAGGUUCAAAUUCAAAGGCUGAACUAUCUUUUGUACCAACUAUGACAACAUCUUCAAAUGCUAAUUCACCUUCCAAAAGAACACUCUCUUCUCUUUACAAUUGGAAUGAUGAAGAUGUUGCAGCUCAAGUUGGUACUUCAUCAUCUAACAAAAGGUUUAGUUUGGAAAAUGUUGUGAGGAAUGAUCAAGAGAAUGGAACUGUUGCUACUUCUUUUGCUUCUCUUCUUAAUAAUCUCCCUCAAACAUCUUCAUUGCAUCAACCACAAACAAUGUUGGGAUCAAUACCAUAUCAAAUUCAAGGGAUGAAUUGGUAUGGUUAAUCACUAAACUUGUGAAUGAAUCAAGAUUUAGUGGUACCAUAACCUUACACACUACUCUCUCGAAUAUCGUGCCGCCGACUAGAUUGUAAAGAAGUGUAUUGAGAUUUUGGUUGUUAAUUAGGAAUUUGGAAGCAAGUUAGAGUUUUAAUCAAUUAGCUAGAUGGUCUCAAACUUGAUCUUCAGCCAUUGGAAGCAGUUGCAGCAUGCAGGUGAGACCAUGGAUAUUUUUAGUUAAAAUUUAAUAUAGCUUUAUACAUAUAUAGAUAUAGAUAUAUUUGCUUGUUUUUAUUUUUAUUAGUAUAAAAAUAAAAAAAAUGUUGGUAGCUCUUUCAUGUAAAAAUUGUUUAAAAGGGAGGGAAAAAGAUUCAGAGAGAGAGAGAAUUAGUAGUUAUAUUUUAUAUAUUUUUAUUAUAUAUACAUUGAUUUAGGAUACAUUUGUAUAUAUGGAUCAUAUACUUGUAGAACAAGAUCUACUGAAUGAUGCAAGAAUUAAUUAAAUUGCAAAUGGUGACUAUGGUUUGUAGUCA
This is a messenger RNA of Medicago truncatula (barrel medic), 1745 nucleotides long. Its product is annotated as NAC transcription factor 56. Bases 154 to 1218 code for a protein of 354 amino acids. NCBI's taxonomy places the organism in Eukaryota, Viridiplantae, Streptophyta, Magnoliopsida, Fabales, Fabaceae. The record is from RefSeq and is a predicted model, not a curated record. Gene Ontology annotation, biological process: regulation of DNA-templated transcription; system development. Gene Ontology annotation, molecular function: DNA binding. The transcript has 3 exons.